Trichechus manatus latirostris (Florida manatee) is the source of this 3774-nucleotide messenger RNA. RefSeq names its product copine 3 (gene CPNE3). NCBI's taxonomy places the organism in Eukaryota, Metazoa, Chordata, Mammalia, Sirenia, Trichechidae. Gene Ontology annotation, cellular component: plasma membrane. The transcript is spliced from 17 exons. Gene Ontology annotation, molecular function: receptor tyrosine kinase binding; calcium-dependent phospholipid binding. The coding region runs from base 256 to 1857 and encodes 533 amino acids. Gene Ontology annotation, biological process: cellular response to calcium ion; ERBB2 signaling pathway. The record is from RefSeq and is a predicted model, not a curated record.
GGUGACCCUACGGACGCUGCCACCUCGUCUCUGCCAUCGCCCGACCUCCACCCCUGGGACCGGGAAUGCCUGUCGGGGAGAGGAACGGGGGUCACCGCGCACACUCUGGGGAAGCGAAUGCGUAGAGGAACGGGGCGCGCUUCAGAGCAGCCGAGGGUUCCAGGAGAAGCUGCCAGGUGGGGUGAGAAGAGGACUUCUGAUUUCGGAGUAUAACAAGGAGGUCGUGAAGAAGGCAUAUCCUACCGCUCUCAAGAAAUGGCUGCCCAAUGUGUCACGAAGGUGGAGCUGAAUAUUUCCUGUGACAAUCUUCUGGAUACGGAUGUAGUGUCAAAGUCAGACCCUUUAUGCGUGUUAUUUUUGAAUACGAGUGGUCAGCAAUGGUAUGAGGUUGAACGCACAGAGAAGAUUAACAAUUGCUUGAGUCCCAAAUUUUCCAAGACAUUUAUUAUUGAUUACUACUUUGAAGUGGUUCAGAAAUUGAAAUUUGGGAUUUAUGACAUCGACAACAAAACUAUUGAACUGAGCGAUGAUGACUUCUUAGGAGAAUUUGAGUGUACCCUGGGACAGAUUGUUUCCAGUAAGAAGCUAACUAGACCACUGAUGCUUAAAAAUGGCAGACCUGCAGGAAAAGGGACCAUUACGAUUUCAGCUGAAGAAAUAAAGGAUAACAGAGUGGUAGUGUUUGAAAUGGAAGCAAGAAAACUGGAUAAUAAGGAUCUAUUUGGAAAGUCAGAUCCAUACCUGGAAUUCCACAAACAGACAUCUGAUGGAAACUGGCUAAUGGUUCAUCGAACAGAGGUUAUUAAAAACAACUUGAAUCCUGUGUGGAGGCCUUUUAAAAUCUCUCUUAACUCUCUGUGCUAUGGAGAUAUGGACAAAACCAUUAAGGUAGAGUGUUAUGAUCAUGACAAUGAUGGGUCACAUGAUCUCAUUGGAACAUUUCAUACCACCAUGACAAAACUGAAAGAAGCCUCCAGAAGCUCACCUGUUGAAUUUGAAUGCAUAAAUGAGAAAAAGAGGCAAAAGAAGAAAAGCUACAAAAAUUCAGGUGUUGUCAGUGUGAAACAAUGUGAGAUUAUAGUGGAAUGCACAUUCCUUGACUAUAUCAUGGGAGGAUGUCAGCUGAAUUUUACAGUGGGAGUGGACUUCACUGGCUCCAAUGGUGAUCCAAGUUCUCCCAACUCCCUUCAUUACAUCAGCCCUAAUGGUAUUAAUGAGUAUUUGACUGCUAUCUGGUCUGUGGGGCUGGUCAUUCAAGAUUAUGAUGCUGAUAAGAUGUUUCCAGCUUUUGGUUUUGGUGCUCAGAUACCUCCUCAGUGGCAGGUAUCACAUGAAUUUCCAAUGAACUUUAAUCCGUCCAAUCCUUACUGCAAUGGAGUCCAAGGUGUUGCAGACGCGUAUCGGACCUGCCUUCCUAAGAUAAGACUCUAUGGACCAACUAAUUUUUCUCCAAUUAUAAAUCAUGUGGCUAGGUUUGCUGCUGUAGCCACACAACAGCAGACAGCUUCUCAAUAUUUUGUGCUCUUGAUUAUUACUGAUGGUGUGAUCACAGACCUUGAUGAAACCAGACAAGCUAUAGUUAAUGCUGCCAAGCUGCCCAUGUCCAUCAUCAUUGUUGGAGUUGGAGGUGCUGACUUCAGUGCCAUGGAGUUUCUGGAUGGUGAUGGUGGAAGUCUCCGGUCCCCCUCGGGUGAAGCAGCCAUCAGAGAUAUCGUCCAGUUUGUACCUUUCAGACAGUUCCAGAAUGCUCCAAAAGAAGCGCUUGCUCAGUGUGUCUUGGCAGAGAUUCCCCAGCAGGUGGUGGGCUACUUCAACACAUACAAACUUCUUCCUCCGAAGAACCCAGCUACAAAGUAAAAUUUGUGUGGCCACCGCAGCCGAGUUCCUUUGUGCCACGUGGAGCAGUGGAUCCCUCUCUCAUCUCAAAUCAUGAAUCUGUCAUUUUGUGUACUUUUCACCCCCAGCAUUUAUGAUGUAAGCCUAGUUCUCAAUGGAUUAUAUCUGUUCAAAGCAUCCUUUUUAUACUUUGGGGAAAGUGCCAACUUAAUUGUUGCCCAAUCAAUUCAGUGAUAGCUAGUGAUUUGUAAUAAUUGCAUUGAGGCUCCUUGGAUUAGAAGGUGCGGGGUUAGGAGAUUCUGUUGUUAUUGUUGUUUACUUUCAUAUGAUGAAAAUGGUGUCAUUGAAUGUUUGUCAAUAAAAAGAACGAAAAAUUGUUAAGAUGAUGUCAUUUGCAAGUUGCUGUACUUGUUUUUUUUUGCUUUAGGCAGUGUAUAUUUUGCAAGCCAGCAUCCAUACCUGAUUAGGAGAGCUUCUUAAAUGAAAUGAUAUUGAAUGUGUUCCUAACUCUGCAUUCAGUGCUUUUUCAUGAGGGAAAAACCACUUCACUCACUCUUAAAUUUUGCUGCAGAAUAGAAACUGCAUGGUUUAUAAAACAGUACACGUUUACAUAGGACCUCUUGCAAAGUACUUAUUGUGAAAAGGGAGGCCAUAUAUUCAGUUUGUAAAAUGUACAAUCAACAGAUAAAAAGAACCUGAUGUAAGUAAGUUAUUUUCAUUUGGCUUUCUAGAUCUUUUAUUUUCAUUGUGAAAAUCUCCAGACACAGUCAGAUUUGGCCUUUCUUUUCACUGAUUGCAUGUGACACUCAGGAUUCUGUAGAUGCUAAGAUGAUUUGUCCCAGAUUCUACGUUAUUAGCUUAUUUUAAAUGAGGUUUGUUAAAAUGGUUAGGACUGCUUUGUCCAGGAACAGUGAGAACCAAACAUAUAAUGGGAAAUUUAUUUCCUUCUAAGUGAUGAAAUACUUUACUUAUAAAAAGAGACAGUCUCAUGUGUUUUAUGUACAGAAUCAUUUAGACAUUUUCUCCUUUUUUAAAAUAGCAUGUUUAAGCUCAUGAUACUAGUUAUCUAUUAAUCAAAAUCACAUUUUCCAUUUUAAUAAUGUAUUAUCUCCUAGGCCUACAAUGUAUUAAGCAUAAAAUCUGCUGUAACUUAAAAAAAAAAAAUUUUUGCAACUGCUACAUUACUGGACUUUUUAUAUGCUUUUUUUAGAGAUGAAAUUUUUCCCCUGACUUUUACCUUUUAGAACAUACUGCUUAGAGACCAUUACCUUUUCAGAAUGGUUGCAGUAACAUUUAUUGAAGACUUGUGUGCCAAGUACUAUGCAUAUCCAUAUGUUGGCCAGUCAUCUUUAACGAUUCAACAUUAAAAAUUGUGUGUUUAUUAGACAUCCUUAAGCUUAUGCAUACAACACUGUGCUGACAUGCCUUUCUGUUUUGUUGAAAAACCUGCAUCCCAGCCCACUCCUCUUCUGUACUGCAUUGUCUGAAGAAAGUGAAGUCUUUGUUAGCUUUGACUUCUGAGAAACAGCUCUUCGCCAAGGUCAGGCUGAGAGGGGACCUGUUUGCUGUCAUGGUUGCCUGGCCGCAGUGAGCAGUUACAAUCUCCCAUGUGGCUAGCUGGCCUCUGGAUACUUGCUAUUAAUCUGAAGGUACCUAACUUGUAGUUUGUUACUCUGUAGUAUAUCUCGUUAGUUGACAAUCAUUUUGACCUUAGCAAUUUGGAGGGAAGAAAACUGAUCAUUCUCUCAAUAGUUUGGAGUCUUAACUGCCUAAGAUGCCCUAAUUUCAGUUCUUUUUAUAUGCUUGGAAAAAGCAUAUUACUCUGGUUUUCAGAAUUUUUCUUUUUUAACCACAGGAAGCUUUUCUUUAAAAAAAAAAUUGUGAUACAAAAAUAUACACAACAAACCAGUCAUCAAUUCAACAAUUUCUACAUGUAUA